GGCCGGGGCGGCGAGCGGGGGGCGGGCGCGGCCGCGGAUGCCGCCCCCGUCCCCCCGCCGGCCGGCAACCGGCUGAACCUGGACGUGUCCCCGGGCGGCUGCCUGCUGCUGCUGCGCCUCGUCCGGGAGCGGCCCGACGCCCUGCUGCCCGUGGAGUUCCUCAGGCUGGACGCCAACCAGGAGCCCCUGCUGCCCGCCCUGGACGCCCUCCCCGGCGCCCUCCCGGCCCUCCGCUCCCUCGUCGUCAAGGGCGGGCACCUCCGGGAUGAGGCGGGGGCUUACCGACGAGGGUCGCUGACCUCGCUGCCCCCCGACCUGGGCCGCCUGGCCCACCUGGUCCACCUGGACCUCAGCUUCAACAGCCUCACGGCCCUGCCGGCCUGCGUGGCCCAGCUGGGCCGCCUGUCUUCCCUCCUGCUGGCCCACAACCUCCUGGAGGAGCUGCCCGAGGGCCUGGCCCGGCUGCGGGCCCUGACCUUCCUGUCGGCCAUGAGGAACCGGCUGCGGGCGCUGCCCCCCGGGCUGGGCGCCCUCCCGGCCCUGCGCGCCCUGGACCUGGCCGAGAACCGGCUGGAGGCCUUGCCCCCCGACGUCGGCCGCCUGCCCAACCUCGCCCACCUCAACCUGGCCGGCAACCGGCUGCGCUCGCUGCCCGACACCCUGGCCGAGCUGCGUUGGCUGCGUGAGCUGGUCGCGCACAGUAACGCGUUGGAGUCCGUCCCCGCCGGCCUCGCCCGCCUCCCGCGCCUGGAGCGCCUCGACCUGCGAGACAAUCGCCUCCGGGCCCUGCCCCCCGAGAUCCGGGACGCCCCUUUCGCGCUCCUCCGGGGAAACCCCCUGGGCGAGCCCGAGAGCCCGCCCCCGGACCCCCCAGGGCGACCGGAGGCACCGGAGAUGGCCGCCCACUUUCUGGGGUCUGACACGGACAGCUUCCCGGUGACGCCGCGGGGCUGCCGGGUGACCCUGGGCCGCGGGGUCCGGCUGUGCUUCCCGCCGGGGGCCGCCCCCACCCCGACCCGCGUCCGCUACCGCCUGCUGCCCCCCGGCCCGCGCCUCGUCCACCUGGAGCCCCACGAUGUCCUGCUGAGCGACGUCCUGGAGCUGCAGCCCCACGGGGUCCCGUUCCAACAGGAGGUGCGGCUGUGGCUGCCGUUUGCCUGCCCCCGAGCCUCCCGGGGGCGCGAGGUCGUGGUCAGGACCCUCGGCGACGGCGGCGGCUGGAGCGACUUGGAGACGGAGGUGGAGCGGGAAGGCUCCGAGGGUCUGUGGGCCAGCUGCCGGGUCCCGCACUUCUCCUGGUUCCUGGUGGUCUCCCGGCUGGUGGAGAACCGCUGCCGGGUGCCGCGGGGCGGGACCCUGCUCUACUCCACCGUGGACCCCGGCGUCAGAGUCACCUUCCCCCCCGGGGUCACCGCCGAGCCCCGCCAGGUCCGCAUGCAGGUGCUGCCGCUGUCGGCGCGGGAGCUUCGUGCGGUCCGGGCGGCGACGGGGGAGCGGGCCGCCGCCGCCGGCCCCCUGGUCUGUCUGGCCCAGGACCACCCCCCCUCACCCCCCUUCCUCCGCCCCGUGCGGGUCCAGCUGCCCCUCCCCCCGGGGGUCAGAGGCCUGACCCUGGACCGCUCCCGCCUGCACCUGCUGCACGGGGACCCGCGGGGCCACACCUGGGAUGACGUCACGGACCAGGUGCGCCUGGAGCUCACCCACCUGUACGCCCUCUUCGAGGUCUCCCACUUCUCCUGGUACUGGCUGUGGUACACCACCAAGACGUGCAUCGGAGGCAUCGCCCGCAAGGUGUACGAGCGCCUGCGCCUGUACCGGGUGAACUUCAUCGCCCUGCAGAGGAAGCGGGACCCCGAGCAGGUGCUGCUUCAGUGCGUCCCCAACCACAAGGUGGACCCCACCCUGCGGAAGCUGCAGGGGCGCUACCGGGGCCCCGAGCCCUCCGACAUCGUGGACAUGUUCGAGGGGGAGCAGUUCUUCGCCGCCUUCGAGCGUGGCAUCGACAUCGACUCCGACCGCCCCGACUGCGAAGCGGGACGGAUCUCGUUCGUCUUCUACUCCCACCUGAAGAACAUGAAGGAGAUCUACGUGUCAACGGAGCGGGAUCGCCAAGGCCAGGACGUGAAGGGGCAGGUCUCCUUCUACCGCGGGGCGGUGCCCGCGGCGGUGCCCGAGGAGGCCGCCCGCCAGCGGAAAGGCCCUGACUCGCUGUGGCUCGCUACGUUGCCCAUCAAGCUGCCCAAGCUGAGGCCGGCCGGCGGGGAGGGGCCGGGCCCCCGCGGCGGACCGGUUCUCCCCCCGCUCGACCUGGGAGACGAAGAGAGCGGCUACCUCACCCAGGCCAACCUGCUGACCGUCGCCGGCCGCGUCGGGCCCGACUGGCAGACCGUGGGCCUCGCCCUCGGCCUGUCCUUCCGCCAGCUCGAGCGGAUCCGUUACAACUACCCGGGCAACCUGGACCUCCAGAUCCAGUCGAUGCUGUUCUCGUGGGCGGAAGGGCAGGAGGGACAGCCCGGGGCCGUGGGCCGGCUGGUCCGAGCCCUGGAGGAGAGCCAGCGGCGGGACGUGGCCGACGAGAUCCGGGCCGUGCUGGCCCUGGGCAGGCACAAGUACCGCGACUCCCUCCGCCGGACGGGGCUGGCCCCCGAGGAGGCCGCCGUCCCCCAGGAGCCCCUCGGCGCCACCGGCUAGGGGGCCGGCGGAGCCCCACCGAGGCCCCGGGGGAGGCGGCCCGCCGGCGACGGACAACCACCGAGGCCCCGCGGGGGCCGCCCGGCUGGGAGACACCGACUGAGGCCCUGUGGAGACCACCCGGCUGGGAGAGACCGACCGGGCCCCAGCGAGAGCCGGCCAGGGGGCACCGACUGAGCCCCCGCGGGAGCCGACUGGCCAUGGGAUGCCGACCGAGGCCCUGUGGAAGCCACCCGGAGGAUGCCAACCCAGCCCCUUUGGGGGCCCCCCCCCCCGAAGCUGGGAGAGACCAACGGCCUCAGCGAGAGCCGGCCAGGGGACGUCAGCUGAUCCCUUGUGGGAGAUGGCCGGCCAAGGGACGCCCGCUGAGCCCCCCGAGGGGGCCGCCCAGCUGGGACAGACCACCUGAGCCCCAGCGAGAGCCAGCCCUGGGGCACCAGCUGAGCCCCUGGGGGGGCCGGCUGGGGGAGACCGACUGAGCCCAUAAUGGAGGGGUGGGAGGGUGGGGGCCCCCAGCCAGGUCCACUGAAAGGGGUGGGAUCGUCAGCCCCUCUCCCCUCCCCUCAAUGCUACGCUAGCCCGUUCCCGGGGCUGACCGCUGGGUCCGAAGUCUCCUCGAGCCUCGGUUCUCCCCCCCGUAAAAUGGGUGCACUCCCCCAGGAUGGGGAGCGAGAACGAGGGCCUGCGCGUCAGCCUCAGGAUGCGGGGGUCCCAUCUCCGGGGUCCCCCGGCCCCGGAUCUGCCUCCCCACCCUGGGCCCGGUGCGGGGACCGGUUGGCCAGAAGUUGCCCCGGCACAGAUGAGGGAAAAGUCCCACCUGGGAUGGGACCCUGGCUGGUCCCUCCGGUCUCUGUUGUUGCUAGUCCAAUAGAUACUGUGAUAGGUAAUGCUAUUUAUGAAGUGCCUACUAUGGGCCGGGCACUGUACUAAGCACUGGGAUAGAUACAAGCUAGUCGGGCCGGACGCAGUCCCUGUCCC
Molecule: messenger RNA, 3669 nt
Organism: Ornithorhynchus anatinus (platypus)
Lineage: Eukaryota; Metazoa; Chordata; Mammalia; Monotremata; Ornithorhynchidae
Gene: PIDD1
Product: p53-induced death domain protein 1
Biological process (GO): DNA damage response; apoptotic process; signal transduction
Molecular function (GO): protein binding
Source: RefSeq, a predicted model, not a curated record